UGGGCAGCGGGAGACGACAAGGGGUGCCUACUUAUAAAAUCCACUCGUUCCUGAAUAUGCCGCCCUUACUCUUUGCUCUGCGUUAGGUCCGGUGAUGGGACGAUCUGAACCAUGAAAAGAUGAGCUUCUCCCUUGUCGGGCACUCGGGCACUGUACCAUUUUCUUCCUCUCACUUCUUCCUACCACUCAUUGCCGCCACUCAUCGGCCUUUGCCCUGUCCUGCCGUGCCGUGCCCUGAAAGCCAAGAGACGAUCAAUAGGGCUCGUCGAAAGUCAACCAGAGGUGGGAGCACGUUCUCUAUCAUGCAAAGCGCAAGACAGGGUACAAAAAAUCAAAAUGGUCCAGUUCAGCGGGGACAAGGCGAGCCAGGGGAAGGGGAGCAGAGGGAGGCUCCACGGGGUAAAAAGUCCUACUCGGAAUAUCAGGCGAGGGAGGCACUCGGCCCCACCGCCGUAAGACGGCUCGGACGGCGCGGCACCCGAAUUGAAGCUCUCCAGCAUCGCGAUGGCCAUCGACAGAGGAGCAGCAAGAGAGGGUGGGUGCACUUGUGCCUUGGCGAGAGUGGACAGGCAGCAAGACUGUACAGGACAGGUUCCUGCGUUUGUGUAGCUGAUCGGCGGGGGAGGAGGCCCUUUUCCUUUGAUUGGUCAAGUGUGGCGUGCAGGCGCGUUUUGAGGAGGCGCUCGCGAGCGAACGUGCUCACCCAUGAGCGGGGUUACCCUAUGCAGCAUCCUCGCCUCUCGAUCACGCUGCUGGUGCUGGCCGAACCGACUUGAGCAAGCUGGGUGAGAGUGCAUCUUGGUGAAUCCGAGAUCGCAGAUCCGAUGCCACAGGCGAGGUGGCGACGACGGUAUUCUCCAUUUCUGGUGGCUGAGAGGGGGGUUUUAGUCUAG
Messenger RNA from Microstroma glucosiphilum, 893 nucleotides. RefSeq lists its product as hypothetical. The record is from RefSeq and is a predicted model, not a curated record. Bases 120 to 776 code for a protein of 218 amino acids. The transcript has a single exon. Lineage: Eukaryota; Fungi; Basidiomycota; Exobasidiomycetes; Microstromatales; Microstromataceae.